Paramecium tetraurelia is the source of this 1122-nucleotide messenger RNA. RefSeq lists its product as uncharacterized. Lineage: Eukaryota; Ciliophora; Oligohymenophorea; Peniculida; Parameciidae. Gene Ontology annotation, molecular function: zinc ion binding. Gene Ontology annotation, cellular component: transcription factor TFIIH holo complex. The transcript has 6 exons. Gene Ontology annotation, biological process: regulation of transcription by RNA polymerase II; nucleotide-excision repair. The record is from RefSeq and is a predicted model, not a curated record.
AUGUAGAUGGAAUUGGAAGGCAACACAAAAUACAAUGAGUAUGAAGAGAAAAUUAGGAAUCAUCAAACCAACGGUCACAACUACGAAUAAGAUAAAUUGCAUUAGAAGAAGGAAUCAGACGCUUAAUUCUUGAUUGCUUAAAACCCGCUCAUUAUGAGGAAUCUCUUAAUCAUCAUAGACACAACCAAAUCAUCCAAAGUGAGUGAUUUUAAACCAAGUCGUUUGGCAGUGGCCUUGCAGUUUUUGCCUGUAAAAAAACACACAAUAAUUCAUAAUUAGUCAUUUAUAGAGUAAUUUCUUGAGGGCAACCCUUUAUCUCAAAUAGGCAUAGCAGUUGCUGAAGAAUAUAAAUGCAAGACCAUUCUGGAUUUUACUUCAUCUUGUGUAAACAUAAAAUAAUAUUUGUCAACAAUCCAUUCAAUAAAUGAAGCCGGAUUUUCAAUGGCAGCCUGUUUAUAAACUGCUUUACAUGUUUUCUCAUCUACAUAAUUGCAUGCCUAAUCUAGUAUUUUGUUCGUGACUACAUCGACAUAUUCAGAUGAUAAGCUUGAUUUAAACGAAUGGAGUGAGAAGUGCCAAUCAGCAGCCAUUCAAAUCAAUAUGAUAUCAUUUGCAGGAGCCAUACAUCAAUUAAUUAAGAUAACCUAAGCAACAGAUGGAUAAUAUUUGUGUCCCAUUAAUGAAUUUCAAUUCAGCUAAGAAAUAUAGAAAUUCAUUUCACCAUAAGAAUCGAAGAACCAUAAAAUGAUUACACAAUUGGUAAAGAUUGGAUUCCCAUAGAAAUUUAUAGUAAGCCAGCCUACUUUGUGUUAAUGUCAUUUAGAAAUAAUAUACAAUUUUUAUAAAUGUCCAGUGUGUUAUAGCAAGGUUUGUUCUCCUCCUCUUUUAUGUCCAAUCUGUUCGACUUGGAUAGUUCUGCCUCAUUAGAUUCUCAGAAGUGAUGGUUACAAUACUUUAGGAGUGUUUGAAAUCAUAAAUGAUGGUUUGGAUCACAUAUGUCAGGGAUGUUUAGAACCAACUAGUGUAAUUCAUUCGACUUGCGAGAGAUGCAAAAACUUUUUCUGUUUAGAUUGUGAUGUGUUAAUCCAUUCUAAAUUUAAGGUAUGUCCAGGCUGUGCUUGA